This is a messenger RNA of Durotheca rogersii, 2142 nucleotides long. Its product is annotated as DUF1941-domain-containing protein. Lineage: Eukaryota; Fungi; Ascomycota; Sordariomycetes; Xylariales; Xylariaceae. The transcript is spliced from 3 exons. The record is from RefSeq and is a predicted model, not a curated record. Bases 1 to 2142 code for a protein of 713 amino acids.
AUGGAGGAUGUCCCCGAUGUCUCCCGACUGCAAGUGCACGACGGCGAAGACGGAGCCGAACCGAGCGCCCCUCAGCCCCCGACCGUAGAAAAGAUUCGGGAGCUCCUCAUGACCAAAGACGACACUACCCGAUUUGUCGGCUUAGCCCUCCUCAAGUCCGUCUUGGACAACACACCCGAGCUACGAGACGAAAAGGGGGUCAUCAUCUCGCUAUGGGAUGCCAUGCCGCCCAAGUUCCUCGACCGCCUGCUCCGCACCGGCUCACGGUCGGGCUCGGAGCGGAAGGACGCCAAGGACAUGCUCGACCUCGCAGUAGCUGUCAUCCACACAUUCGCCAUCUUGCUGCCCGACGACGCAAAGCAGGAUGAGAAGCUCGUCGGCCGAAUCCCGAGAUUAGCCAAGGCCGUCCUCUACAGCUCCAAGGAGACAACUCAGGUUAUUGUGCAGACGCUGUUUACUCUUGUCGUUGUGCCGGGCGGUGCCAGGCGCUUCGCCGACCUGGAGAUCGACGAUUGGACGCCGCUCAUCGAGAUUGCCCCGGAGCACCCGCACGUCAUGCCGAUAUUUAUCUGGGCCUGGGAAAAGGGAACGUCUGGCCUCGAGGAUGGUCUGCCGAAGGAGGCGAUGAGGGCUAAGAUCGACGAGGCUAUUCAGUCUUUUAUCUCUUCGUUUCUCGGCACCGACGGAGCGAGCCUCCUCUUAUUUAUCUCUCACAUUCUACGAAACCUCGACGAGCAGCUCAUACCACCGAAUCCGAGAUGGCUCGGCUCGCUCACCAAGCUCAUACGCAGCUUGUCGACCAACCGGCCGACAGCAGAUAGCCGGACGGCGUACACCAACUGCGCGGGCGCGCUGCUGCUCCUCUACCCGACGGCGGCCCCCCCGAUGCUGUUCCAGGACGAGAAGGACGCGGCGAAGCCGUUCUCGUACCACUUCGUCAACCUGAUCCUGGUCGACCUGCGCGUGACCCUGCCGACGCUCCUCGAGAAGCUCAACGACGCGGAGUACCCGCAGAUCUCGCAGCGCAUGACAUCGGCGCUCGACAUCCUGACGGCGUUCAUCAGCCAGCUCAUCGCGUGGAUGGAGGAACUCGACGACGGGGCGGGGCCGGGGCCGGAGCCGGACGCGCCAAGCCGGCCCCAGCUCCAGCUCCGGAUGCCGCCCGACCUCGUCCUCAGGCUGAGCCGGUCCAUCGCCGAGACCCUGUCCGUCGUCAUGGAGCACCUCCGCGACCGCUGGGACGCGGCGGUGGCGGGCGCGGCGGGCCUGCACCCGGACGCGCGCGCCGGCCGCGCGCACUCGGACCUCGGGGCGCGGCGGACGCUCGCAUGGGACGCCGGCGAGGCGCGCGCCGCGGCCGACGCGCUCGUGCUCGCGGCCGUGCGCGCGGUCGCGCUGUGGAUCCGCGACGACGACGGCGACGCCCUGCGCAAGGAGGCGGCCGGCCUCGUCGACAUGUUUGUCGAGCUGUACCGCGAGAGCGGCGGCGGCGGCGGCGGAGAAGGAGGAGGAGGAGGAGAGGGGGGAGGGGCCGAGAGCCUCGACUUCCGGCUGCCCGUGCUCGCCGCGCUCGAGGGCGUCCUCCGCACGCCCGAGGGCGUCGCCGCGUCGGCCGCCCACGACGGCUGGAAGGUCCUGGCCGAGGACCUGCUCGCGAUCCUCGCGCGGAGCGAGACGGCUGCCGCUCACGACCGGAGGAGGGAGAAGGGGAAGGGGAAGGAAAAGGAGAGCGGGGACGACGGCGAGAAGGUGGAAGAGCAGGAGAAAGAGAAAGAGAAAGAGAAAGAGAUGCAGGCAGAGCUGAUCCGCGGAGACCGCAUCGCCCUCGUGCUGCAGAUCCUGGCCGAGGCCGAGGACAGCACGCCCGAGGACUGGAUGGCCGUGGUGACCGCCGUGGCGGCGUACGACGUCCCCGCGGCAGAGGGCGGGCCCGGGGCGCUCCUGCUCGAGUUCGCGACGGACACGGUGCAGCUGGCGGCGACGCUGCUCGCGCACGCGAACCCCGGCAUGCGGCGGCGGUACGUCCACUCGGCCGCCGCCGUGCGCGGCGUCGCGGAGCAGCUGAGGGAGCAGGCCGAGGAGGAGAGCGGCUUCGCGCGCGAUUUGGACGCGGCGAUUUCUACGCUACUGGACAUACAGUAG